UUCUUCCUUGCCCGUUCCUUCACACACUCGCUCAUCCCAACCACUGACUUCCGGUCUGCUCGGCUGGCUAGGUGGGGGGCGAGGAGGCUUGCGCUCCCCCUCCCUACUCCCCCACCGUUGCAGAUACCUCCCCUUUAUAUAAAUAUAUAUACAUUCCUCUUAUCUGUUACAGGUGGGAGAAAAAAGCCAGAUAGGCACGGCUACAAAAGAGAGUUCCCCCUCCCUUAUUUGCCCCAAGCCCCGCCCCCUGGGCUACAGACCCGCCCUAGAAGCCCCCUACUCCUCAAGCCCCGCCCCUCAGAGCUUGGGACCCCCUCCCCCCAUAUCUCAUUCAAGUAUCUCCUUCUCCCCUUAAUCUUCCUUGGUUUGUCAAUCAUGAUCCCCCCAAAUUAGGAACUGAAGGGAUCCCCCCUCCCAAAAUAUAGAUUGACAAGAAAGGGAGACUUAAAACAUCCCCCCACCAAAAUAGUGGUCCCCUUAAAAAGUGAGGUGUAGCUAUAGGCACACAUCUCUAAAGGUGGGAAAAGGCAGGGGGCUUAAGGAGGAGGGACCCCCCCCUCACCCUCCCACCCCAUAGGGGAGCCACUGAGGACACUGCAAAGGGGGGUGAGUGGGGGCUUCCCAAAUGAUCUCACCCCCCUCCUCCCACCACUGGUGAAGCGAGUGUUGUGAGAGGGCAAGGGGGGGCAUCUCUCUCGUCCCAGCCUGCUAUGGAGAUGCAGAAAGGCAAAGGGGCAGCAGCAGCAGCAGGAGCUACAGCAGGUGGAGGAGGGAAAUUGCUGAUCUACACCAGCUUGGAUGCCAAGGAUGAGUUAGAGGAGAGGCUCGAGAGAUGCAUGGGAAUCGUGACAGCCCUGACGGGCGGCGUCUCGGAGAGGGAAGCCAACGAUGCCCUGAAUGCCUACGUGUGCAAAGGAAAUCCCCAGCACGAGGAGGUCUCCUUAGGACUCUUCACCAUGAUGCUCACCGAGCCCGCCCAAGCUCAGAAGUGUUACCGGGAUCUGACGCUAGUGAGCCGAGACGGAUUGAGUGGCUUGUUGGCCAAGAUGAACCAGAUGGUAAUGGACAAAUACAUGAAGCUGCAGGACACGGCUCGGAUUCAGUUUGUUUGGCUGGUGCGGGAGAUGGUCAGGAGUGGCGUCCUUGGCAGCGACGGCAUCUGCAUGACCUUCAUGAAGCAGAUAGCAGGUGAGCAUGUGACUGCAAAGAACAUUCACAGCUGGCGGAAACAUCCCUUGGACAUUCUUAUAUAGGAGCAGGAAUGGGUGCUGAAGAGCUCGAUUCUGAUAGCCAUGUCUGUUUACACGUUCCUGCGCCUCAUCGUGGACCACCACGGCUCCCCGCCGCUGCAGGCCCUGCGGCAGAAGGAGGUGGAUUUCUGCAUCUCUCUUCUCCGGGACCGGUUCAUGGAUUGCGCUGUGAUUGGCCGAGACCUGGUGAGGCUCCUGCAGAACGUUGCUAGGAUACCUGAAUUUGAGCAGCUCUGGAAAGACAUUAUCCACAACCCUCAGGCACUGAGCCCGCAGUUCACAGGCAUCUUGCAGCUCCUACAGUCGCGGACGUCACGAAAGUUCCUGGCAUUCCGCCUGACGCCAGACAUGGAGACCAAGCUGCUCUUCAUGACCUCUCGGGUGCGCUUUGGCCAGCAGAAGAGGUACCAGGACUGGUUCCAGCGGCAGUAUCUGUCCACCCCGGACAGCCAGUCCCUGCGCUGCGACCUCAUCCGCUACAUUUGCGGCGUGGUCCACCCAUCCAAUGAGGUGCUGAGCUCCGACAUCCUCCCUCGCUGGGCCAUCAUCGGCUGGCUGCUCACCACCUGCACGUCCAACGUCGCUGCUUCGAACGCCAAGCUGGCCUUGUUCUACGACUGGCUGUUCUUCAACCCCGAGAAAAACAGCAUCAUGAACAUCGAACCAGCCAUUCUAGUCAUGCACCACUCCAUGAAACAACACCCGGCCAUCACUGCGACCCUGCUGGAUUUCAUGUGUCGGAUUAUUCCUAACUUCUGCCCUGCCCUGGAAGUCCACGUCCAGCACUUGAGGAUUGUCUUCAACUCCCUCACCCAUAUUGUGGAGAAGCGAGUUCUUUCGCACCUGGCGCCUCUCUUCGACAACCCAAAGCUGGACAAGGAGCUCCGGGCCAUGCUGAGGGAGAAAUUCCCCGAGUUCUGCAGUUCGCCCUCUCCGCCGGUUGAAGUAAAAAUUGAGGAGCCGGUUUCCAUAGAGAUGGACAAUCACAUGUCUGACAAAGACGACAGUUAUCUGAAUAGCAAAGGGAAAAAGAGAGAGUUCCGAUUCCACCCCAUCAAAGACGCCGUCGUGGAAGAGCCGGUGGACAUCACGCCUUUCCUGGACCAAUUGGACGAGUCGCUGAAGGAUAAAGUCCUGCUGCUGCAGAAGGGGAGUGAUACUGAGGCUCAAUGUGAGGUCAUGCAGGAAAUCGUGGAUCAAGUUCUGGAGGAGGAUUUUGACCAGGAGCAGCUGUCGGUCCUCGCGUCCUGUCUGCAGGAGCUCUUCAAGGCUCACUUCCGUGGGGAGGUGCUACCGGAAGAGAUCGCUGAAGAGUCUCUGGAGGAAUCUGUGGGGAAGCCGCUUUACCUAAUAUUUAGGAACCUCUGUCAGAUGCAAGAGGACAACAGUGGUUUCUCGGUGCUGCUGGAUCUUUUGUCUGAGCUGUAUCAGAAGCAGCCCAAGAUUGGCUACCACCUUCUCUACUACUUAAAAGCCAGCAAAGCUGCAGCCGGGAAGAUGAACCUGUACGAGUCCUUUGCCCAGGCCACGCAGCUGGGCGACCUCCACACUUGCCUGAUGAUGGACAUGAAAGCUUGCCAAGAGGACGACGUCCGGCUGCUCUGCUACCUCACGCCUUCCAUAUACACGGAGUUUCCAGAUGAGACCCUGCGGAGCGGUGAGCUGUUGAACAUGAUCGUGGCCGUCAUCGACUCAGCUCAGCUUCAGGAGCUCGUGUGCCACGUGAUGAUGGGCAACCUGGUGAUGUUCCGGAAAGACUCGGUCCUGAACAUUCUGAUUCAGAGCUUGGACUGGGAGACCUUUGAGCAGUACUGCACGUGGCAGCUCUUUCUGGCGCACAACAUCCCGCUGGAGACCAUCAUCCAAAUCUUGCAGCAUCUCAAGUACAAAGAACACCCCGAGGCGCUUUCCUGCCUGUUGCUCCAGCUGAGACGCGAAAAGCCCAGCGAAGAGAUGGUGAAGAUGGUGCUGAGCCGACCGUGCCACCCGGACGACCAGUUCACCACCAGCAUCCUGCGCCACUGGUGCAUCAAGCACGACGACCUCUUGGCCGAGCACAUCAAGUCCCUCCUGAUCAAGAACAACAGCCUGCCCCGGAAACGCCAAAGCCUGCGGAGUUCCAGCAGCAAAUUAGCCCAGCUGACUCUGGAGCAGAUCUUGGAGCACCUGGACAACCUGCGCCUGAACCUCACCAAUACCAAACAGAACUUUUUCAGCCAAACCCCGAUCCUCCAAGCACUGCAGCACGUCCAAGCCAGCUGUGACGAGGCCCACAAGAUGAAGUUCAGCGACCUCUUCUCUCUGGCGGAGGAAUACGAAGACUCCUCCAGCAAGCCUCCGAAGAGCCGACGGAAAGCCACCAUCUCCAGCCCUCGCAGCCGCAAGAAUGCGGCCCAGCCGGCCAACAAUGAAGAGGAGUCUGCGUCCAGCAGUGCCUCAGAGGAGGAAGACACCAAACCGAAGCCGACGAAACGGAAGAGGAAAGGCUCCUCAGCAGUGGGCUCAGACAGUGACUGAGGUGGGAUUGGAGCCUCGGCAGCACCGCUUGCCCGCCUGCCUCCCAUCUGCCUCGUCGCUGGCAGCUCCCAGGGCGACAGUGACGGUAGUAGAGAGCGGGUCCGGAGCAACUGGACGGACGCCACCAGCAGCAAGGAAACACCCGAGAGACGCAUCUGUGCCCACUCACCCUCAAUCGCUCAGAAAGACUUGGAUGCUCCGACUGUCCCUUUCCUCAGCAGUGCCACCUUCGCCCCUCCUCCUGCCCCACUUUAGCCACGCUCCACACCAAGAAUCAUCCGCCUCCUCGCUGAUCUGUCUAGCGGAUCCGGAGACGCCGGUCGCCCCUGCCAGGGAAUCGGUAAUCGGAAACUGCACCAAGCCGGAAGGAAACUGGGCCCACCUCUUACCCACCUCUCUGCACCACAAAAAGCAAAUAAAGGGCGUGAACCGGAUUUCUGCUCCGUCAGUGCUUCUGGCUAAGGAGACUCGUGAGCAGGGAUUGGGGGAGAGGGCUUGUCUCUUCCCAGCGUCCCAGCAGAGACAUGGUUUUCAAACUUCUCACGUUUCUCCCCACUCCCUAAAAAAAGGGGAGGCGAAGUUCCUAUUUUCUCCUUGCAGUGAGUCACCGUUGGAGCCGCGGUCAUUCCCACCUUCUCCCCCACCCCAGGCCAGAAUUGCUAUGGUUUCCUCACCGUUCAAGGGGGUUGCCGACUGGUCGAGUGCAAGCUACCCUCUCCCGCCCCCCACCCCGUCCCCUGCCUUCAACCCCCCGUGUCAGCCGCAACCCCCAGGGCUGUCGCCACGGAGGACGAGCGCCGAAGCCCCCCAGCCCGGCUUCAAAAAGAACAUCCCGUCUUCCCGUGGCGCCCAGCUGGGAGGGACUUGCGGUGGUGGUCAGUUCUCAGAGCAGCCGGCCAGAAAGACAAGACGGCAGUUAUAUUUUUAAUUCCCCAUCUACCCACUGAGAGAUUAUCAUUUUUAAGUGGUUUUUAAAGAGAUAAUAAAAACUGUCGACCUGUUUUGUACAAGCCA
Sphaerodactylus townsendi is the source of this 4781-nucleotide messenger RNA. It is a transcript of the gene INTS3, whose product is annotated as integrator complex subunit 3. Gene Ontology annotation, cellular component: cytoplasm. Lineage: Eukaryota; Metazoa; Chordata; Lepidosauria; Squamata; Sphaerodactylidae. The record is from RefSeq and is a predicted model, not a curated record.